ACAAGUCAACUCAAUAAAUAAUCUCAUUUGAUAGCUAAAGAAAAAAGGGUUUUAAAUAAAAAACGCUCUGUCUUCGCUCUUCAUUUCGGAUCGUCUUCUCCAAAAUCAAUUACUCAGAUCUUCCACAGCUAAAAAAACGUGAGAGACAAAGUGUCACAGGUUGCAUCUCUGCGUGAUCUUCACCUUUCCUUUUUGCAGGUUUGAUUUGAAUUACUUGAAAGUCAAUUGGUGAUCGUUUGUGUUCAUUAUUAUGGGGGAAUUGACAUAUGAAAUCGGACAGAAUGCGUAUAUAAAGUCAGUGCUACAUGCCUUGAAGUAUAAGGCGAGCUCGGUUAAUGGGAUUUUAGUUGGUCGCUUUGAUGCCAGCAAGGGAAUUGUCCAGAUUUCUGAUGCUAUCCCUCUUUCUCAUUCGAAUAUUGGUCUCCUCCCUUCUCUAGAGAUUGCUCUGAUGCAAAUAGAAGAGCAUUAUGCUAGUCAAGAUUUGAGCUUGGUGGGAUAUUUCCAUGCAAACGAAAGAUCUAAUGAUUAUGAUUUGGGUAACGUGGCUAAGAACAUUGGGGAUCAUCUCUGUCGAUACUUUCCCCAGACUGGAAUUCUUUUGUUGGACAAUAGGAAACUGGAAUCUUUGCCCAAAGUGAAAGAUCGCAGCCCCGUGAUGCAGCUAUAUUCAAGAGAUGGAUCUAAGUGGAAAUUAGAGGAGAGUAACCGUCUUGUAAUAAAGGAGCCUGCAGCGAACUUAAUAUUGCAGGACUAUAUAUCAACUCAACAAUGGGAAGACAUUGUAGAUUUUGAUGAACACCUCGAUGACGUCAGCAAGGACUGGCUAAAUGCUGAAUUUUUCAAGUGAACUAUUUGAAGCUCCAUAGAUUACAUCUGAGCUUAAUCUGGUAGGACUUUAAAUAUGGAACUUGGGGCAGAGAAAAAAUGUGAACGACCAGAUGGUUUCAUUCAGAUCUCAUGAAGUUCCUCUUUAUUUCGUUCUUAUUAUUUUCUUAAGUUUUGGUAAUUCUAAUGAACUUAUAGAUACCGUCUUUUUGAAUCCAAUCUGUUUCGAUGAGCAAUGCUUUAAGAAUUUGUUGAUGUAGAUUACUCCCAUUUGUCCCUCUUACGAAUUUGGAAAGAAUUUGACUCCAAUUUUUUCGGA
Messenger RNA from Amaranthus tricolor (Joseph's coat), 1144 nucleotides. Its product is annotated as ER membrane protein complex subunit 8/9 homolog. The record is from RefSeq and is a predicted model, not a curated record. The coding region runs from base 251 to 847 and encodes 198 amino acids. The transcript has 6 exons. Gene Ontology annotation, cellular component: EMC complex. Lineage: Eukaryota; Viridiplantae; Streptophyta; Magnoliopsida; Caryophyllales; Amaranthaceae.